Messenger RNA from Heterocephalus glaber (naked mole-rat), 805 nucleotides. RefSeq names its product pre-mRNA-splicing regulator WTAP. NCBI's taxonomy places the organism in Eukaryota, Metazoa, Chordata, Mammalia, Rodentia, Bathyergidae. Gene Ontology annotation, cellular component: nucleus. The record is from RefSeq and is a predicted model, not a curated record. Gene Ontology annotation, biological process: mRNA modification; regulation of alternative mRNA splicing, via spliceosome.
GCUCAGAUUCAAGAUGACCAACGAAGAACCUCUUUCCAAAAAGGUUCGACUGAGUGAAACAGACUUCAAAGUUAUGGCGCGAGAUGAGUUAAUUCUGAGAUGGAAACAAUAUGAAGCAUAUGUUCAAGCUUUGGAGGCCAAGUACACAGAUCUUAACUCAAAUGAUGUAACUGACUUAUGGGAAUCUGAAGAAAAGCUAAAGCAGCAACAGCAAGAGUCUGCAUGUAGGGAAAACAUCCUUGUAAUGAGACUAGCAACCAAGGAACAAGAGAUGCAAGAGUGUACUACUCCAAUCCAGUACCUCAAGCAAGUCCAGCAGCCGAGUGUUGCCCAACUGAGAUCAACAGUGGUGGACCCAGCAAUCAACUUGUUUUUCCUGAAAAUGAAAGGUGAACUGGAACAGACUAAAGACAAACGGGAACAAGUCCAAAAUGAACUGAGUGCCUGGAAGUUUAUCCCUGAUACAGGCCUGAUGCCAUCAGACUAUUCCGAAGAAGAGGCCACCUUCGAAAAAUUUCCCUUCUACAACAUGUAGACACUUGAGAAAUGUUUCUGUUUGAAGAAAAUAGAGGGAGAAACAGAAGUCUUUAGUAUGUGGCACACUGUGUCUUCAGACAGUUUGGAGGAUUGAAAACCUAGAGAUUUCAAAUCAUGAAUUGAACAUGUAAAAUUCCAGUUAAAUGUAAAAACGGAAUAUGCAUCGCUCUUAACCUUCAGCAUAGUGACUUAGAGACACUGUAUAUCAGUUUUGCCAAUAAGACUGUGGGCUUCAUGAUUGUUGUUGAACUUCUGGGUCAAAACUCAA